Syzygium oleosum is the source of this 1134-nucleotide messenger RNA. RefSeq names its product CASP-like protein 5B3. Lineage: Eukaryota; Viridiplantae; Streptophyta; Magnoliopsida; Myrtales; Myrtaceae. Bases 532 to 990 code for a protein of 152 amino acids. The transcript is spliced from 3 exons. Gene Ontology annotation, cellular component: plasma membrane. The record is from RefSeq and is a predicted model, not a curated record.
AAAAGGCUGAAGCACGCCAAAUCUGGUCGCACCACUUGACUCUUCAAACCCGUUGUCUCGGAUUCAAUUCAUUCAUUCCUUUCUUUUUCCAUAAUUGCUCAUCUCAUCACCCACAGAAAGAUACAAACAUGAUAAAGUAACGAAAAGGUUCAUUCUCUGUCGUUUGGCUCGUCCUAAUUUAAUGCCAAUUCCCGUCUGCUCUGCUUUGCGCUCUCUCUCUCUCUCCCAAUCCAUUGUUGUUACCCGAAUGACUGUAUUCUCUCACCCUUAUAACUGCUUUCUUCUGCAAAUCUGCAACAAACCCUGAUUUGCUUAUCGAGAAAGACAGACCCAGAUUUGAUUUCCACCCAUAACUUCAGUUUUCCAGGCUUCCUGGGAAGUCGAAAUUUUGGGUUCUUUGGGGAUCUGAAUUGGUGUCCGGGACUGGUUGAAACAUGGGCUGCCUUUGUUGAGAUGACUGGGAUCGACGUCUCUUCGUUUUUGCAAGUCAAGAAUCAGACUCGACGGGUUUGAGGUGGAAGGGUCAAAGAGAUGAAGGAUUUUGCUGGGACGCCCGGGACUCUGACCGGCCUUGCUUUGAGGGUGUCGCAGUUUGUUUUUGCAGCUGGGUCAAUUGCUUCCAUGGCGACCACCAACAGCUUCUUUGACUUCACAGCUUUCUGCUACUUGAUUGCUUCGAUGGGUUUGCAAUUAAUCUGGAGCUUCGGCCUCGCAACUUUAGAUGCAUACGCAAUCUUUAAAAGGAAGGUCCUACAUGGUCCCGUGCUUGUAAGCCUCUUUGUGGUGGGAGACUGGGUCACAGCAACGUUAUCUCUCGCCGCAGCUUCUUCCUCAGCUGGCAUCACAGUGUUAUACUUCAAUGACUUCGGCAGUUGCAAUUUCGGGGCUGAAUGCCGAAAAUACCAAAUGGCGGUGGCAUUAGCAUACAUGAGCUGGAUAGCCAUCGGCACGUCGUCUCUGAUCAUGCUUUGGCUAUUGGCUUCAGGUUAGAUACAUUUUUGUUCUUGUAUAGGGUUCCCUGAUACGUUUUCCGUCGCAGAAAGUCGCCUUUGUUCUGUUGACGAAUUUUGAUCUCAUUCUGAUGUCAAAAAGAAACAAAAGAGUACAGCAAUACAAGAUUCAUGAGUUUUUCCA